AUGAAGCACGAUAUCGGGGUGGUUACCCAGGCUACAUGGAGCGGCAAGGUGUUGAAGUUCAGGGACACUUCAGUUUUCUCAGUCUUGUUCUACCGGCCUGCAGACAAGGAAAGCAAGGCCCUCAUUGAUGGGGAAUAUGACAGUUUCGCCAAGAAAAUGAAAGGCAUCGUUCAGGUUUAUGCGGUAGACUGCGAUGAAAACCCCAAACUAUGCAAAGACAACAACGCAACACAACUUCCCCAAAUUAUCAUCUUUCCGCCGUUCCCUCUUCCCCCCUUCCCCUUACAAGGGGCGAGAGACGUGGAGAAUAUGUCAAAGGCAGUUCGGCCUUUGAUACCUUCGAAUGUCAAGUCAGUGGCAAACCAGAAGGAGUUGGACGCGCUGAUUGCCUCAACUGUUCAGAUGCCUAAGGCCCUCUUCUUCUCGGAUAAACUGACGAAGCCUUCUCUCCUUGUCAAAGCACUCAGCAACGCUUUCAAGGACAAGUUGGCCUUGGUUCUGUUGAACAGUACUGCGUUCCCAGAAGCAGUGAAGAAGUAUAAAGUAUCUUCUUUUCCACAUUUGGUAGUGGUGAGGAAGGACAAGAAGGAUGAAGUUUAUAAGGGAGCAUUUGAAUUUCAAAAGCUGUUCGACUGGCUUAAUGUCUUCUCGGAGACCUUCGUCAUGGGGGGUGGAUUCUCAGACACUGCUCCUGCUGCAGAAUUCGACCCCGAACUGCAGCCCUGGAAGGUGGAGGCGAUUCCGGAGUUGACGAAGCAGUCUAGCCAGGACGUGUGUUUCAAGAAGAGCAACAAGUUUGUGUGUGUGAUGCUGGCGAAGAAGGGCCGUGAGCUUACUCCAGAAGAGCAGGAAAUGAUGGAGUCUUUAAAAGAAGACUACGAAGGCCACGACGGCAAGGGCCCCGAUUUCCGUUUCAUGUGGAUUGACUUAGCAACAGAGAAAGAAUGGGCUGAACUCUUCGAUGUCUCCAAGACCCCCACUGUUGUUGCUAUCAAUCCCCACAAGAAAGUUCGUUUCCUCAAGCUUGAUGGUGACCUCCCCGCCACAAAGCCCCACAUCCGGAAGAUGCUGGAAAAGAUUUCUAGCGGAGACGCCCGUUUUAAGAUCGUCCCCCAGGCGAAGGUUCCCAAGUUCGUCGACAGGAAGGAUGCAAAAGAAGAUACUAAGAAGGCGGAUACCAAGAAAGACGAACUAUAA
Messenger RNA from Eimeria maxima, 1197 nucleotides. RefSeq names its product thioredoxin, putative. The record is from RefSeq and is a predicted model, not a curated record. Lineage: Eukaryota; Apicomplexa; Conoidasida; Eucoccidiorida; Eimeriidae. The transcript has 5 exons. The coding region runs from base 1 to 1197 and encodes 398 amino acids.